GCCGCCCCCCCCCCGGCGACGUCGGCGGCGCGGCCCGCCCCCCGCGGAGGGAGACGCCAUUGCGGGGUUGUUUGUGCAGCGGCGGCGGAGGCGGCGCCGCGGCUCGGGCACGGCCGGCUCCUCUCGGCGCGGCGAUCAUGUCCACUCCGGCGCGGCGCAGGCUGAUGCGCGACUUCAAGAGAUUGCAAGAAGACCCUCCUGUGGGUGUCAGUGGUGCACCGUCUGAGAAUAAUAUAAUGCAGUGGAAUGCAGUUAUAUUUGGGCCAGAAGGGACCCCUUUUGAAGAUGGUACUUUUAAACUAGUAAUAGAAUUUUCAGAAGAAUAUCCAAAUAAACCUCCAACUGUUAGGUUUUUAUCAAAAAUGUUCCAUCCAAAUGUUUAUGCGGACGGUAGCAUAUGUUUAGAUAUCCUUCAGAAUCGCUGGAGCCCAACAUAUGAUGUCUCAUCUAUUUUAACUUCAAUUCAGUCUCUGCUUGAUGAACCUAAUCCAAACAGUCCAGCAAACAGUCAGGCAGCACAACUUUAUCAGGAGAACAAACGUGAAUAUGAGAAAAGAGUUUCAGCUAUUGUUGAACAAAGUUGGAAUGAUUCGUAACAGCUGCUUUGUUCCUCUUCACCCUCAUAAUCAUUAUGUACAAUAUAACUCUCAAUAGAAAGGCUACCAGAAAUUUCAAGUGCCACAGUUCUAAGAAUUUGCAUAAAAACUCAUUUGCAAACAAAAUUAAGCCCUCCAGUUUAGAGAACUUAAAAGCUUGUGUAUCUUGAUUAACGUACUUUUUAUUGCAUGGUAUGAACUAAGUUAUUGCUACAUAAAUUUGUAAUAUAUCCUGUUUGUAUUUUUUUUCCAAGUGUAUAAUGUUGGUGUGGAGUUUUCAUGACAGAAUAUACACAUUUUGUAAAUCUGUACUUUUUCAAAUACUGAAUGCCUUAUUUUUGAAUUCUUUAGAUUUUUAAAUUGGAGAAGAGCACUUAAAGUUUUUAUAUAUAAAUAUUUCAUGUAAAACUGUUCAAUACAUAACCUCAGUGCAAGACAUUCUUCUCUCAUUCUGUAUCUCUUUCAAAGGACUCAUUUUUAGUCUGUUUUUCCUUUUUCGAUACAUGCUAAUUAUACCAUGCACUUUACAAACAGAAAAGUUAAUCUUAUGGUGUAACCAUCUUCACUGGAUUUCUCUGCAUCUGCACCAGAGCUUAACUUGAUUAUGCGUCCUCAGUUGUAUGAGGAGGAGAAGUAUUAGUGGCUGCCACCUUGCAAAUGGGGAAACAGAUGUAAAUGUUUUGCUGAAAAAAAUGCCACUGUAAAUCAGUGGCAUAGUUGCAAACGGGAUGCGGAUCACCAGACUUGAUAAUAAUGUAUUCUUAUAACUUUUACUUUUCAGGGAGAUUGUAUUUUACAAAGUUGUAAAAUGUUGUCAUCUAAACUUGUCCUGAUAUUGUAAUAUGGUUUUGAAUAUUUUUCUAAUAAUUAAAGAGGUCUCCCUUCAGUCUC
Molecule: messenger RNA, 1487 nt
Organism: Dromaius novaehollandiae (emu)
Lineage: Eukaryota; Metazoa; Chordata; Aves; Casuariiformes; Dromaiidae
Gene: UBE2B
Product: ubiquitin conjugating enzyme E2 B
Exons: 6
Coding region: 138-596 (152 amino acids)
Biological process (GO): DNA repair; proteasome-mediated ubiquitin-dependent protein catabolic process; protein polyubiquitination
Cellular component (GO): HULC complex
Molecular function (GO): ubiquitin conjugating enzyme activity
Source: RefSeq, a predicted model, not a curated record